CUAUGUUAUCUGGUUAUUUUUGUUGUCAGUCCGACUCCGACGACGCGUGAGGUUGGACGCGUGCCGAACUGUACUCCGUACAAACUUCGAUAGAACAUUGUUCCACUUACGGAUUGUUUUCAAACUUUUUUAUUUAUCAGUGACACGACGCUGAAUCCAACGUAAGUUUAGAUCGUAUUUCUUUUAAAUUUUUCUCAGAUAAAACUAAAAUGUGCGUUCAAGAAAACACCGCGGGCGUCUUUUUAUUUUUGGCGCGAGAUCUUUGACAUGCAUUUUUAAAACAAAGAACUCUACACCGGUGGCAUCCUUGACUGCUCUUGAAUUUUGACAUUGUGGUGAAAAACUCAUUGUACCUACCUUCCACAAAAUUACGAGGAAAGCCGCCAAAAGAAAACAUGUCUCGCAUCCACUGGACGACAUUAGCAUACCAGCCCGUCCUAAACCGCAGAUAGGCCCCGGAAUAAUGUACUACAAUAAUAGAUAAUACCUAUAGAAUCUAGCUGCUUUACAUACAACGCGCUUCCAUAAUAUUCCAAACAUCGGUUCCUCCAGAUUUUAAAAAGAUUAAAUAUUUUUAAUAAUCUAAUUUUAAUAUUGACGAAAGCUUUAAACGCAUAGUAAUAAUAAUCAAUAACAAUCAUAUCUGAACGACAAUACGAGUAUAUUAAUCAGAUCACUAGUUAAAACUGAAUUUUAAAAGCGCUUUAAGAAUCAUAUCAAAAUCAGCUGCCUUAUAAAGUGACAAAUUAGUGACUAGUGCCAAACGUUCGAGAAAUGUCGCACGGAGGAGUGAAGAGCGCGAAGAAUGGGAACGGGACAGCGGCGCAGGAGUCGCCGCGCUACGAAAGCCCGCCGCCGCCACCUGAUGGAGGCUGGGGGUGGAUGGUCGUCUUCGCUUCAUUCAUGAUCCACAUAGUCACCGAUGGCCUGACCUAUUCGUUCGGAAUAUUCUAUGCGGAGUUCCUGACCUACUUCGAGGAGGGAAAAGGCAAGACCGCUUUAAUCGUCUCCAUCCUCGUGGGGGUCACCCUUAGCGCAGGUCCAAUAUCCAGCUCUUUCGUGAACCGAUGGGGCUGCCAGCGCGUCACCGUCGCCGGCGCCCUAUUGGCGUCAGCUUGCGUGAUGGUCUCAGCGUUCGCCACCAACGUAGUCACCCUCAUCGUCACCAUCGGCAUCGGCGCCGGCUUCGGCUUCGGUCUCAUCUACCUUCCGGCCAUCGUGUCCGUGACCGUCUGGUUUGAGCGCUACAGGAGCCUUGCUACGGGCAUUGCAGUAUGUGGAUCAGGACUUGGAACAUUCCUGUUCGCGCCAAUCACAUCCAUGCUCGUCGCAGAGUACGGCUGGCGAGGAGCCAUGGCCAUCAUCGGAGCAUUUGUCCUAAACUGCGUGCCCCUCGGCCUCAUGUUCAAGCCGGUACCUGAACCACGAAGAACGCCAGCAUCGGAACCCAUGCUGCCCAAAUCACCCAAUACCCCACUGAAACGAUCUCAAAGUACAGAACACGUUAUUCGUGCCAAUGGAAAAUACGACGAAAGCGACAUAGCAAGACUGACCCUUUCACAACCUGCACUUAACAAUCCUCAGGAGCAAAAGCAUCAGCCACCCUCUCGCCACGGCAGCGGCAUUAUGCAGAGGCCGGACGUCUUAUAUCAGGGGAGCAUGACGAGCUUAGCGAAAUUCCGAGCGCCCUCGCCCGACAGAAUUCAAAUUCCUAAAGAGGAGAGAGAAGCGAGGUGCGGCUGGCUGCCCUGCUCCGCGGAAUCGAAGGCCGCCUUAUCAGAAAUGCUCGACUUAUCGCUUCUAGUUGACCCCGUUUUUAUACUUUUUUCAAUAUCCAACUUUUUAACUAGCAUAGGCUUUUACAUUCCUUACGUAUACAUAGUGCCUAUGAGUGAAAAAAUGGGAGUGGAGAACUCGGCCUACUUGAUCUCUAUAAUUGGUGGGGCGAACUUGGUGGGAAGAAUCAUCCUCGGCUUCAUUAGCGACAAGCCGUGGGUGAAUCGUUUGCUGGCAUACAAUUUGUGCCUUACGAUGGCAGGCAUAAGCACAGCAAUGGCGAUGGCGUGCUGGGAGUUCUGGGGCCUGGCCAUAUACGCGACCACCUUCGGCUUCACCAUCGGGGCGUACGUGGGACUGACGUCGGUGGUCCUGGUAGACUUACUGGGGCUGGAGCGGCUGACCAACGCGUUCGGCCUGCUACUGCUCUUCCAGGGCAUAGCCUCGCUCAUUGGGCCGCCUUUUGCAGGCUGGCUCUACGACGCGGUGGAAUCCUACGCGCCCGCGUUCUAUGUAGCAGGAGGGACCAUCUCCCUCAGCGGGAUCAUCCUGUUCCUCAUCCCGCUAGUGGAGCGGCGCAGCAACAGGAACCGCUUCGACGAGGCCGUGCUGGAGCAGAUAUAGCAGGACCGCCGGGGCACGUGCCCCGUCAUCGUGCUCAACAGCCCCUCCACCCCCUCCGCCCCGUCCUCCCCGGACUCCUCUAACAGGGUACACAACACUAACAUAACACACGAACAUAACUUUUAUACCAAUUGUGAUGAAGAGUGUGAAUGCGCAUUUGAUGCCGAUCAAACUCAUUCCAGAGCGUGCGGAAGUGAAUGUCAGUGUAGUGAUAAUUUUAAUGGUGCAAUACGUAUAGAUUCUUUUUAAGGUAAAGUGCCGAUGGUUCUACGUUACCCAAAGAACUGCAACCAAUUUCUAAAUGUAUAAGAUUAUAAUGUAAGCUAUUAGAAUAUACUUUAUUUGUAAACUAUAAAUAUUCUGUAAAUUAUGUAUAAUAUCUUAUCUUAGUGAGUCACACUUGAGAAACGUGGAGUUUAAUGAUAGACGAAUCAAUGCGUUUAUUUCAGUUUAUUUAUUCAUAAAAUUGAGAGACAUUAAUUGAUUAAAUAUUGACACCAAGUUCCAUUAAUAUACUUAAAAUUAUUUCGUUAUGGAUCUUCCAGAAGGGUUUUAAGUUACACAAUUAGAUUUAAAAAAUCAUUUUAUUAAGAUUAAAAGAGAUAACCUUACGAUACAUGUUACAUGGGUAAGAAAUCGUGGUAAUAUGUUAGAUCUUACUUAGGGAAAGUAUGGACUUAUUCUAUGACGGCCUUAUUGUGGACCAAUCGUGGGUAGAAUGGGUAAGGUCCCGGAACCAAUCAGAUGCAUAAUCUGCUACUUGUGAUCGUAUACAGUAACGGCCAGUGCACGGUCAGUCUCGAUCCAUCGACAGAAGAGGCCCGAGGUAUCAGACGGUAAUCGUCUAUUUUUAUAUACUUAGUGAGUCAUGUAUUGGCUAUGUGACCUAGAUACGAGACUGACUGAAGCUGGGUCGCCUAAUAAUUUAGAACAUCGAUUCUUUCUAGUAACGACAGGUACAUUUACUUGUAUAUUUGCGCUAUUGCAUCGUGUUCAGUAGCGUCGGCAAAUAAUUUCUUCUUAUUCUCUUUUUGUAAUCUAUAACUUCGACUGAAUUAGAUAAUUGUGUAUAUUUGUGACGACUAAACUGCGAGUCGUCGAUAUCCUUCGUACAAAUCUAUGUCUCUAUAUUAUAUUAUUGUUGAUCUUGUGCAUCUAAUGCGCUACUUGUACAUUGAUGUUAUGCAUA
Molecule: messenger RNA, 3589 nt
Organism: Ostrinia furnacalis (Asian corn borer)
Lineage: Eukaryota; Metazoa; Arthropoda; Insecta; Lepidoptera; Crambidae
Gene: Mct1
Product: Monocarboxylate transporter 1
Exons: 7
Coding region: 775-2400 (541 amino acids)
Biological process (GO): monocarboxylic acid transport; transmembrane transport
Molecular function (GO): monocarboxylic acid transmembrane transporter activity
Source: RefSeq, a predicted model, not a curated record